AUAAUAUAUACUCCUGGUAACAAUGGUGGAGGAAAUACACGCCGAAUUCGUGAAUGGAGCCGGUGAACAGUUUCAGAUAGAGGAUAACUCUCUCAUUAUUCCUACCAAUAUCGAUAGGUUUGGAUUAUCAAAGAUGAUUAACGACCUUUUAAUAUUUGAUGAACCGGUAGCAUUUGAUAUCUUGUUCAAAGAGGAACCACUGCGUUGUACCAUCUCAGAAAAGCUAGAGCAGUACAAUAUAAAAUCUGAGACUACAAUAAAGCUUGUUUACAUUUUGGCAAUCACAGAACCGCUGGAAACGGAAAUAGACUCACUAAACGAAUGGAUAUCCGAUAUAUCUUAUAAUAAUAAGAUACUUUCUACAUGUUGUUAUGAUGGACAUAUUUCAAUAUAUAAGGUAGAUGAUAUGGUGAAGUCCAUAAAUUUUUUUAACCAAAGUAAAUCGGCAAGUUCCAUUCACAUGUACAAUAGAAAUUUUGGUUCACAUUUUGAGUUGAUAUGUGCUAGUAUAACUGGUUUAAUUGAAGUUUACAAAGUUGAUAUAAGUGAAGAACAUCCAGAAUAUUCUCUGGUUGCUGCCAGCGGAAAGGAAUAUGAUACCAUAACAUCGCUAACUACGGAUAAGAACGGUUAUGUUUUAUUGGCUGGAGGAUAUAACAAUACUAUUUCUGUUUACGAAAAUCCUAAACUGUUAACGAACACAGGAGAUAAUCAAAGUAUUCAUAAAACCGGAAAAAGGGUAUUGAAUGAAGUGUACACAUUACCUUUACUUCAUAACCUUGAGAGUCACAGACAACCCAUCACAGGCCUAGAUUUUUUACCGCUGCAAGAAAAUAUAUUUGUAUCAUCGUCCCAGGAUGGCACACUUCUAAUUUGGGAUUUGAACGGAAAAUCUUGUUUAUCACAAUAUAACACUGGGAAGCCAAUAUCGUGUUUUUCUAUUUCCCCUCAUGGUCCACAGAUAUCCACCGGUCACAAUGAAGGUGGUAUUACUAUUUUAGAUAUACGUUGCAAGGACACAGUGGAUUUUUAUACAGAAGCAUCUAAUUUUGUUGAUCCAAAGGUUUCAAGUGUUUGCUCCAGCAAUAUACACAACAAAUUGGUUGGAUCCAUCUCGUGGAACCCUGUUAAGAGGAAUAUUAUUGCCUCAUUUGGCCUUGACGGAUGUGCCUUCUUGAUUGAUAUACGGUCACCUAAAUUUCCACUACAAAUGACGCAAUUCGAGCUUGAUAGUGAGCACGACAGGGGAACACGUUGUUCUUGGAUAAAUGCAGAUAACUUAGUUUGCACUACGGCAUCUGUAAAUAAUUUGACGUUAUUUGAUCUUCAAUAAAAUAGAUUGUAUAACGUAUAGCUAGG
Theileria equi strain WA is the source of this 1359-nucleotide messenger RNA. RefSeq names its product WD domain, G-beta repeat domain-containing protein. NCBI's taxonomy places the organism in Eukaryota, Apicomplexa, Aconoidasida, Piroplasmida, Theileriidae. Gene Ontology annotation, molecular function: protein binding. Bases 23 to 1333 code for a protein of 436 amino acids. The transcript has 12 exons. The record is from RefSeq and is a predicted model, not a curated record.